GCUUUGGUAUUCCUUCGGUGUCGUGUUGACACAGCUUGUGCAAGACCACUGCAGAUUCGAAACCAUUGCGGCCACCGGAGAUGCAAACGCUGUGCCGCAAUGCGAUGAUAUUGUCUUGCGCAAAUAUUGGUCCAGCAUCUUUGAGAGUAUGUUGACGCUUUUCAUGUCGAUCUCUGGCGGCUUGAGCUGGAGUGAAGCUAUGGACCCCUUGAAAAAGUUUUCGCUUGUGGCUGUUGCUUGCAUGGUAUUUUACGUGUUGAUCACAGUAUUUGCAGUGUUGAACGUUGUGACUGGCGUGUUCUGCAACACAGCUAUUGAGAGCGCGCACUCGGACCGGGAUAUCCGAGCUAUCGAGCAGUUGAAUAAGCAAACAGCUUUGGUCAGAUCUCUGAAAGAUCUUUUCCAGGAGAUCGACCAUGACAAUUCCAAUCUUGUCAGCAUUGAUGAGUUCAAAGCGGCGGUGGCUACUCCAAAGAUGUCAAGCUUCCUGGAAUCAAUGGGGAUUUCAACGCACGAUGUCUGGACUUUGUUCACAAUUAUAGAUGCCGAUGCGAGUGGUCUCAUCGAUUUGGAUGAGUUUGUGCAAGGUUGCAUGGAAUUGCAUGGCCCGGCGAAAAGUUUUCAUCUGUCAAAGAUGAGCUAUGAGAACAAGAUUACCCGGCAGGCAAUCAAAAAGCUUGUGAGGGAAACGUCAGAUGUAAAGAAACAACUUGCGUUGGCUUUGCCUGCUCUGCAGCAAACACAAUCAAAUGCCCCAACAAAGUGA
Molecule: messenger RNA, 766 nt
Organism: Symbiodinium pilosum
Lineage: Eukaryota; Dinophyceae; Suessiales; Symbiodiniaceae
Source: the annotation of a GenBank genome assembly